This is a messenger RNA of Amphiprion ocellaris (clown anemonefish), 3026 nucleotides long. RefSeq names its product sialoadhesin-like. The transcript is spliced from 12 exons. The record is from RefSeq and is a predicted model, not a curated record. NCBI's taxonomy places the organism in Eukaryota, Metazoa, Chordata, Actinopteri, Pomacentridae. The coding region runs from base 394 to 2463 and encodes 689 amino acids.
UUCCAAAUAAGGUAUUUGGUUGUAUAUGCAAAAGCAUAAUAAUAAAAAUAUUGAGCAGCUUGAUCUCUCUGAAUAUAUAAUCCAUCUGAACAGUAGAGGAAGAGGAAGGAAACUGUUACCUAAACCACUGAAAGUUUGUGUCCUAACCACAGUGAAACCGAACAAAUUCUGACUGCAGAUCACAUUCGUCUUUGUCAGACACCGUCCGCAACAAAAGCUGUUGCUUAGCUUUAAUGUCUUCUGGAUGGCUGAUUUUGCUUAGAUUUUUUCACAGUUUUAUAUGAUUUUGAGCUGUAACAAGAGCGAAAGGCCAAAUUUGUCUGAACAAGUUCAGUGGAGUGGACGUCACCGUCAGCUACACUUCAGCCGCAGCAGAGAGAGGACAGGACCACCAUGGGAUGUAAAGUAGUACAAACUGGAUUUCUUGUCUGUCUUCUCUCCUCAUCAGUGGUGCAGGGUGACACUGACUAUAGAGUGACUUACUCUUCUACUCAGAUCUGUGCCUUACAAGGAUCAGCGGUGGACAUACGCUGCACCUACACAUACCCAUCCAGAAUAAAGGAGAAAGUCACUGUGGUUGAGGAAGCUGUGUGGUUUACUAAGAUGAACCGUGAUGAGCCUAUAGAUCUGAUGACAGAUUCACAGUUUGCAGGUCGUGUACAGUACCGUUGUGAUAAAAACAGCUGCACUCUGAAAAUCACAGACCUGAGAAACAGCGACUCAGCUGAGUACAAGUUCAUGUUCAGAACAAACCAACCAGGAUGGAUAAUGAUUGGUUCACCUGGAGUCACUCUGUCUGUCACAGCUCUCCAGGUGAAGGUGACAGACACAUCAUUCUGGUAUCCUUCCUGGGCAGAGGUGACGUGUAGCAGCAGCUGUCAUCUAUCUGAUCAUGGUUUCUACGUCUGGUACAUGAAUGGAGAGACCCUUCACACAAAAACACCUUCUACUGACAAAUACUUUGAAAAGUCAGACAGCAUUGCCUGUGCUGUUAAAAGAUAUGAGAACUUUCCGUCUCCUUCAUUGUGUGUUCGUGAAUCACCCUGUAGUAGCGUGGUUUACACCCACAGAAGCAUCUGCGUCCCCAAAGGAUCAUCAGUGGACAUUUCAUGCACAUACAGUCAUAAAACAUUGGUUUUGACAAACUUCUGGUUCAGUCCUGAACGUAGUCGUCAGUUGUAUCAUUCACAGCCUGAGGACCUCAGAGAAGACUGUCACUAUGCAGGUCGUGUUCAGGUCUUUGACAAGAGAGGACGCUCCACUCUGAGGAUCAGAGACCUGAGAGUCACUGAUUCAGCCCAAUAUCAAUUUAAAUUUACAGCACGACGGUUUGAAUGGAAGAGCAAUUUACCUGGAACAACUCUGACUGUCACAGCUCUGCAGGUGCAGGUGACCAGAAUAAUAUCAGUCCAUCAGUCUCAUACGGAGGCAGAGCUGAAGUGUCACAGCAGCUGCAGCCCAGCUGCUCAUCUUUCCUACAUCUGGUUCAAGAACGGACAGGAAAUCUCAAAACAGAAAAGUUCUACUUACACAGAUUCCUUUUAUCCUGGAGACAAGAUCUCCUGUGCUUUCAAAGGACAUGAGGAUCACCGCUCUCCUUCAGUGUACCCUUCAAAGCUUCCCUCUAUGUCAGUGAGUCCAUCUGGUGAGAUAGUGGAAGGAAGUUCAGUGACUCUGACCUGCAGCAGUGAUGCUAACCCAGAAGCUGAAAACACUUUGUACAAGGGGAACCAAAGUCUGCCUCUGGGAUCAGGAGGAACUUAUCAUUUCACCUCCAUCAGCUCUGAGGACAGAGGAUUCUACGACUGCAAGUCUGAUGAUCAGUCUGUGUCUUUAUUCAUGGAUGUCCUGUAUGCUCCAAAGCUUCUCUCUGUGUCAGUGAAUCCAUCUGGUGAGAUAGUGGAGGGAAGUUCAGUGAAUCUGACCUGCAGCAGUGAUGCUAACCCAGCAGCUACUUACACCUGGUACAAGGAGGAUGAAGACUCACCACUUUAUUCAGGACAGAUCUUCACCAUUACUGACUUUAGAGCUGAACACAGUGGGAAUUAUUACUGUGAAGCUCAGAACACAAGAGGACGUCAUAACUCCACCUUAUAUCUGAAUGUUGCAUCAAAUUCAUGGAAGUUCCCAGUUGCUCUAUCGAUUACUGCUGUUUGUUUGGCCUUCAUUCUUCUCUUUCUCCUGCUAUGGAUUAGAAGAGACAGGUCUCUGAAACAACAACCUCAGGCUGGAGAGGGACCAGACAGUAAAACAGAGAUGGAUGAAAUCCAGUAUGCCAGUGUGCAAUUCGCUACAAGACAGCUUGAUGCUGUCUACUCCAACUUCAGCCCAGGUCAGACGGACAGACACCAGGAGGAGUCUGUCGUGUACUCAACGACCAAACCCAACAGCACUACAGGAACAAGAAGACAAGCAGCUGUGGAGGAUCAAUCUGCACUGUAUAGCAAAGUUGUGAGAAAAUAACAUGGAUCUGUGGCCAUCUUCAGUAAGUCGCUUCAGACAGAUGUGGUCAGUAUGUAGCAUGAAGGCAGCAGCAUUUCAUACAAAAUGCAUUUAUAUUAUUGAAGGUCAACUAAGCAUUAGACCUCAGAGUAACAAGGAGGCAUUUUCUUCAUUUGUUUCCAGUGGAAGGAAACAAAGUGUAGGGUGUGCUUGUGUUGUACAGAUUGUAAAGCCCCGUGAUUCAAAUUUGAAACUCUGUUUGGGUUCAUAAAAUUGGCCUGACUUGACCAGUCUUUAACGGGAUUCAGCACACUUCUCCAAAAUGCCCGGAGAGUUAAGCUAGUAUCUCCUCACAGUGCUGGUGCUGUUAAAUUGUUUAAAUGAUUGUCACUCACUCAGUGGAAGUCAGAAAGCUAUGUUCAGUAUUCAUAUUUAUAAUUUUACUGCUUCGCCACCACAGCUAUUUAUUAACUGCCUGCAUUGGUGUGUUUAUUUAUUCACUUUAAAAGUUGUGUGUUCAUCAUGUUGGCUUUGCUUUGUUUCACAUGCAAAAUCAAUUAAAAAAAAUUUCUUUCUCUCACCCA